Cydia fagiglandana is the source of this 434-nucleotide messenger RNA. RefSeq names its product ejaculatory bulb-specific protein 3-like. The record is from RefSeq and is a predicted model, not a curated record. The transcript has 2 exons. Bases 19 to 381 code for a protein of 120 amino acids. Lineage: Eukaryota; Metazoa; Arthropoda; Insecta; Lepidoptera; Tortricidae.
GUAUCAAACAUCCUCGCUAUGAAACUCCUCGUGUUGAUCGCGCUGUUCUCCCCGCUGGUGCUCUGCUACGACACCAAAUACGACUCCAUCGACGUGGACAAGGUGCUGGCUGACGAGGCUCAGUUCACCGCCUACGUCAACUGCAUGCUUGACAAGGGACCGUGCACGGUGGAACACUCCGCUGAUUUCCGAAAGCUGCUUCCUGAAGUAGUCGCAACUGCCUGUGAGAAAUGCACAGAUCUUCAGAAGGCGAACAUGAGGAAGUCAGUCAAGGCUCUGCAGGAGAGGAAACCGACCGACUUCGCGGAAUUCAGGGCGAAGUACGACCCUAAAGGAGAAUAUGAACAUAAAUUCGCCGCUUUUAUAAUGGAGACCAAGUAAACUCAAAACAAUAAUGCACCGUCUGCUAUCUUCCUUAAGAACCCUGUAAAGAC